Papilio machaon (common yellow swallowtail) is the source of this 2071-nucleotide messenger RNA. RefSeq names its product ribosomal protein S6 kinase beta-1 (gene S6k). Gene Ontology annotation, biological process: protein phosphorylation; signal transduction. Gene Ontology annotation, molecular function: protein serine/threonine kinase activity; ATP binding. The transcript has 10 exons. The record is from RefSeq and is a predicted model, not a curated record. Bases 219 to 1568 code for a protein of 449 amino acids. NCBI's taxonomy places the organism in Eukaryota, Metazoa, Arthropoda, Insecta, Lepidoptera, Papilionidae.
CUAAUCUAUGAGAAAUUUUUGCUGUGCAUUUGUCUUGUUUGUUCCUUAUAAUUUUCGUCAUAACUUUUGUCAUAACUCAUAACAUAAGAUAAAAAGUUGUACUCUGGUGGUAAUUGAUUGGAAUAUUAUUUCAUAUAAUUAAUUUAUAAUAAAAUAUCCCACGUUACGUGACUGUGCUCUGCUAACUACAGUUGUAUUGCUGAUGUGAUAUUACUGAAAUGUCAUCGUAUAUGGCAGGUGUUUUCGAUUUAGAUUUGGAUGUUGAUACAGUUACAGUUGGAGAUUCUGACGAAGACGAUAUUAUUGAAGUCGAUGAGGUUGAUUAUGAUCCCGAACUUAAUGUGAAUAAUAUAGCUGAAUCUGAGUGUUCAGAAACUAUACAGCUAUCAGAAGACAAUGUAAAUCCAGGUCAAUGCAAGCGUUUAGGACCCCAAGAUUUCGAACUAAGAAAAGUGUUAGGAAAAGGUGGAUAUGGAAAAGUAUUUCAAGUGCGAAAAAUCACAGGGCCUGAUGCAGGUGCUCAUUUUGCAAUGAAGGUUCUUAAGAAAGCUUCUAUAGUUCGUAAUCAGAAAGAUACUGCCCACACUAAAGCAGAAAGAAAUAUUCUGGAAGCUGUCAAGCAUCCAUUCAUAGUUGAACUAGUAUAUGCUUUCCAAACUGGUGGAAAACUGUAUUUAAUUUUAGAGUAUUUAAGUGGUGGAGAACUUUUUAUGCACCUGGAGAGAGAAGGUAUUUUUCUUGAAGACACUGCCUGCUUCUAUUUAUCAGAAAUCAUAUUAGCAUUAGAACAUUUACAUAGUUUGGGCAUCAUUUAUCGUGAUCUCAAACCAGAGAAUGUCCUCCUAGAUGCUCAGGGUCAUGUAAAACUCACUGAUUUUGGGUUAUGUAAAGAACAUAUACAAGAAGGUAUUGUUACACAUACAUUUUGUGGUACAAUUGAAUAUAUGGCGCCAGAAAUUUUAACCAGAAGUGGCCAUGGAAAAGCUGUAGACUGGUGGAGUUUAGGCGCUUUAAUGUAUGAUAUGCUGAUUGGUCAGCCUCCAUUCACUGGUGAUAAUCGCACUAAAACAAUAGAGAAAAUAUUAAAAGGAAAACUCAUGUUACCUGCUUACCUUACACAAGAUGCACGCGAUUUGAUACGACGCCUUAUGAAGCGGUCGGAGACUCAGCGCCUGGGCGCCGCCGGUGCCUCCGCGGUGCGUGGACACGCAUUCUUUAAACACGUGAACUGGGAUGAUGUGUUUAACAGAAGACUGGAACCACCAAUGAAACCAAUACUAUCAAGUGAAGAUGAUGUUUCACAGUUUGAUACAAGAUUUACUUUACAAACUCCCAUUGAUUCACCAGAUGAGUCUACACUUAGUGAAAGUGCCAACCUAAUGUUCCAGGGCUUCACAUACGUCGCUCCGUCCGUGAUGGACGAGGUCCACAAGCCGCGCGUGGUGACGGCGCGUUCACCACGGCGGCCGCGCUCGCACCACGCGCCCUUCGCCGCGCCCACCGCCUCGCACACCGCCUCGCACGCCUUGCAGGAAGACCUCAUGGAUGUACAAGGUCUACCUAUAUAGCCUAGGAUAAUUCACAUAGUUGACCAUUUUAUACAAAUGAUGAAUACAACUACAAAAGCUGCCCAUCUUGUAAUAAUGUCCGUAAAAUAAUGGUACUGUUUUAUACUACUAUUGUUAAUGUACAUUUUAUACGAGUUACCGUUUAGUUUAUAAUAUUUUGGUAGGGUUUUAACAAUUAUAAUAAAACGUUCUAACUCCGAUUAUACUACAGAGUAAUAAUAAUUUAAAAUAUACCUUGUUACCACGCUUCAUGAAUUGAAUUAAAGGUCAUUUUUAUUUUGUAUAUUUGUGUUUGAUUUCUAAACAUAGAGACAAAGAUUCAUCAACAUCAAGGUGGAAACAUUUGAUUGGCACAUGUAGCACUUGUCACUGAACAUACAGACAGUUGUGUGUCUGUUUGUGUUUGCUCAGAUUUAUAGCUAUUUACAAGUGACAUUUUAUAUUAUGCAUGUUUUACAUUCACAACAAGGUUCUUACAGGUAAUUUUCCUUAAUAUUGAUACA